GUUUUUCAGCCGUGGGCCAAAUGUGCUGCAUCAAGACAGCAGUGCACCACAAGCUGCAUUCUUCUCACCUCUUCAAAAAGUGAUGUUGCCACCAAAUACCUUCCAAGGGAAAGUGGCCUUUAUAACUGGUGGAGGUACUGGGCUUGGCAAAGGGAUGACAACAGCUUUGUCCAGUUUAGGUGCCAAGUGUGUUAUAGCAAGCAGGAAGCUGGAUGUUUUGAAAGGAACAGCAGAUGAAAUUUCUUCUAAAACAGGGAAUAAGGUUCACGCCAUCCAGUGUGAUGUGAGAGAUCCAGCUUCAGUUAAGAAUGCUGUUGCUGAAACAAUCCAGGUGGCAGGACAUCCUGAUGUUGUGAUAAACAAUGCAGCUGGAAACUUUAUUUCCCCUUCUGAACGACUUUCUGCUAAUGCCUGGAAAACAAUAACUGAUAUUGUACUUAAUGGUACUGCUUUUGUAACUCUAGAAGUUGGAAAGGAGCUCAUUAAAGCACAAAAAGGAGCAGCAUUUCUGGCUAUUACAACAAUUUAUGCAGAGAGUGGUUCAGGAUUUGUGUUGCCAAGUGCCUCUGCCAAAGCUGGUGUAGAAGCAAUGAGCAAGUCUCUUGCGGCUGAAUGGGGUAGAUAUGGCAUGAGAUUCAAUGUGAUUCAACCAGGUCCAAUAAAAACAAAGGGUGCUUUUAGUCGCCUUGACCCAACAGGUGCAUUUGAGAAGAAGAUGAUUGAGAGGAUUCCCUGUGGUCGUCUGGGAACUGUAGAAGAAAUUGCAAAUCUUGCUGCCUAUUUCUGCAGUGACUAUGCAAGCUGGGUUAAUGGAGCAGUUAUCAGAAUGGAUGGUGGAGAAUUUGUUUCCAUGGCAGGAGAAUUCAAUGAUUUGAAGAGGGUUACCAAAGAGCAGUGGGAUAUGAUGGAAGCAAUGAUUAGAAAAACAAAAGGCUCUUAAAACAUACAAGCAUGUACAUGGUUUUAUGUGCUUUGAGACUGAUACGGUGAUUUAAGAGUCAGGACAAUAGAAUCAAUUUAAGGAUGUCUUCCUUCAGGUGCUGGUGGCAUUGUGUGUUUUCCCACACAAUCCAGGACAUACUUAACAUAUGCCAACAUCUGGCUUUGAAGUCACUUGAUUGCCUUACUACAAAUCUGAAGCAAGCUGUGUUCUGCUGAAAGUGUGGACUUCAUUAGUGCAGGCUCCCAUGUGCCUUUCUCCUGUGAGUGACCACUUGCCACUGACUGUAAAACAAAUCAACUGAGUUUAUCAUGGCAGCCUUUAGGGUGUUCUUGAGCAUAAUAUAACGAUUUUUUAUGGUAACUUGGGUUUUAUAGGUGUGUUGUCAAGAUCAGAUUCUGACAUGAGAGAUCUUUUCCCCAAAAAGUGAUAUUGAGAAGUUAGGCCCAUAUAUACUGUUUUCUGCUCAUCAUCCUUUGCAUAUAAUUAUAUUGCCUCCUUGUAUGGGACACACUUGCAUAUAAGACUUUGAGUUUUGAAAAAAGUGCUUCAGAAAAAAAUUCAAAUGUAUGUUUGUGAGAUGUGGUAACACCAAGUAUUUGUUUGGAGUGUCUAGUAGGUUAUCCUCUGGUGACAGGCUGUCAAUAAAAUAUGUUCUUAUUGCUCUCUUG
This is a messenger RNA of Ficedula albicollis (Collared flycatcher), 1611 nucleotides long. It is a transcript of the gene DECR1, whose product is annotated as 2,4-dienoyl-CoA reductase 1, mitochondrial. Gene Ontology annotation, molecular function: 2,4-dienoyl-CoA reductase (NADPH) activity. The record is from RefSeq and is a predicted model, not a curated record. Gene Ontology annotation, biological process: fatty acid beta-oxidation. The transcript has 10 exons. NCBI's taxonomy places the organism in Eukaryota, Metazoa, Chordata, Aves, Passeriformes, Muscicapidae. Gene Ontology annotation, cellular component: mitochondrion. The coding region runs from base 83 to 940 and encodes 285 amino acids.